GGAGGCAGCUGCCAGAGAGAGGGCAGCUCAGAGACAGCUCAUGGCAAUAGAGGAGCUGGUGCACACGGAGCAAAACUACCUGAAAAAUCUGCAACUUUGCACGGUCACCAUUCACAGCAACUUGCAGAAACUACAGGUACCCGCAAAUGCACUUUUAUGUACGAAGAUUGGCAGUAAAAUUUAUGGAUUCACUUAGCCGGCAAAUCUGUUGUUGGCACAGCAUUCUGCGCUUUAACAGACCAGGAAAUGUUUCAUUUUUUACAUCACCACCCAAAUAAUGUUUUGCUGUUCUCAUUAACGAUUGUUCACAUUUACUAUCAAUAUUUCAAUUCAUUUUACAAAGUAUUUGAAUGUGGAGUGAAGCGACAGCAACUGCAUGAGUUAUGAUUGUAUUUGAGUAAGAGAAAAACAAUAUUUAAUAUUCCACCUUUAGUGAUGAUGUCAUACAAAGUGACUUGUGAUGAACUCUAAGUACAGCAGCUUGUGUAUUCCCUGGGAAUCAAACUGGACUUUGGUGUUGCCAGCGGCACUGUCUACCUGUUGAGCUACAUCAAGUCUCACAUAUUGUGCUUUUGUAAACAUGUAAAAUUGGUAAACACUGUUUUGUUAUACUUUUCAUUUGUUCCUAUAGUUCACUUUGUAGAGCAUUGAAUUAGCACUGUAAGGUGGUGAAAAAUGUGAGGAGAGUCCAAAGGGCAUGGGGAAGGCAUGCGCACGUUCUGUCUUUCCAGCGCUCUGGGUUGUUACAGUUAAUGUUCUUUUAGAAUUGCGUUAUUUAUCUGACACCGAAAGAUAAAAAGGAAAACCUUGUUGAAUGAUAUAAUUUGUAUUUGAUUAUUAUGUGUGAUAAUAACCCUGCAAUUUGGGUCAUUGUUUGAUUAUCCCGCUUUACUCCAAACUAUAUUCACAUAUCCGAUUCUUAUGUUGCUUAGAGUCUCCCGCCGGCCGUUUAUACGUGGAUCUCACGGUCACAAACUCGCCAGUCUUUGUAAGAGACCAGUAACAUUUAGGUGGCUGCCCCAUGCAACUCGCUGCUAAACACACCUUUUUUGGUCAGCCUAGAUUAUUAACACCUAAUCACAAGCAACAAUUAUUUUCAGCCAGAGGUCAUGACCACUCCACAGCGAUAGAUAGACCAAUCUUACCUUCUCUAAUGGCAGCUUUAUAUAAUCAUGCCAUGGUUUUCCAUGUACACUUAACUGGAAUAAUAUUACUGUAAUCAGAAUCUGAGACUUACCCUAUUUAGAUUGGUCAGACAACCCUUGUGUUGUUCUAAACGGAAAUUCACAUUAACAGCCUCUAAGAUCUAAGUACACUUAAACUGAUGCCAAGUUGUUAGCCGAAUCUCUAAAAUUCUCAGCUGGUUUGUCUUUUCCACCUAGACAGGAUUCUAGUCCGUUACUAACUUGAGCGGGGAUUUGCGGUAACAAGGAUGUAACGGGAUACAAUAUAAUUAUUAUACUGAAUACAUAAUAUAAGAACGUGUUUAUAAAUUCAGAAUACUGCGGAACAAUUUCAAACAUGACAAUUUAUUAGUCAGGUAAAUGUUUCUUGCCAAUUACAAUUCAAUUAAAUUCAGAGAAUACGAAAACAAAACAUCAAAUCCUCAAAGAUUAGUCUACGAGUCUAAGACGUAUAGCUGACAGUAGAAAAAUAUGCGAUUUGUAAAAAAACACAGUGCUGUAUGUCUGAAGACAGACACAGCACUAGGGGGCUCAUCUUAUUAAGAAUUCCCCAGAACAUUUUGCCAGCUUCCCUUAAAUACUCAGACCAAAUACCCUUCCUCCACACAACAACAAUUUACAUUGUAAAGGACUGAUCUGAUCAAGCCACAAAUGGGCAUAUGCAUGCAGACACAACCUCAACAGUGAGCAGAAUAGCUUUAAAGCCUCAAACCUAUGUUAUGAUCUGCUCUACAGUUGUGGAUAUGAGACCAUUGUACCAAUCGCACGGAGACAUUUCAAAUGAUAACAAAUAUGCAUGUGAAGAUUCUAUAUGAGAUAUUGUAUUUGUCAAAUCCAGUUCAUGGGUGAGCUUUGAAUUGCUCGGAGUUCAGUUGGAGAGAGAGAGGAGAGGGGGAGAAGAGAACGGAUGUAAAGGUGUGAGUUGGUGAUCAUCAUUCAUUGUUGUAUGCUGUCUGAGAUGGAGAUGCACACCAUGUUCAUUGUAUUGGAUGAAGUUCUUUGUUUCCCGGGAUGUGGUGCCCUUUUGGUGUGGACACCUUGGCACCAGCCUUACAGCACUGAAAAUGUCAUGAGUGUGAUUUCUAGGGAACAACACUAAUAACUGGUGUGAGUAACCUUGAAAAAAAAGCAUCUGCCAAAACAAUAAAUUGAAAGCCUUCUGCUCCACACUUAGACAGUAUGUUCCAGCACAUAGAUGAAGUGAUGGAUGUUUCUAGCAGACUCCUGAGCCUUCUGGACCAGGCACAGAUACAGCACAGCAACCCAAAAUACCUGGAAAUCCUUUGUAACUCAUUCCUGAGCCUGUCUCGAGACAUAGAGAUGGCUUAUAAAGAGUAUCUGGCCAACUACAAUAAUAUCACCUCUCUGGAGAACAGCUACAAACAGAAAGAGUCUCUGUGGGCAGAGAUGGUUAACAUCAUCAAGUCAUCUGCGCCUGAAGUGAACGCAUCAACGUUGAGUUUCUUCCUGGUGAUGCCUGUUCAGAGAAUCGCUCGCUAUCCCCUGCUGUUACAGACCAUGCAGAAACACACAGACCCUGGACACCCUGCUUACUCCGUCCUGGAGCACACCGCUCACACUGCUGUCCAGAUCAACUGCCGGAUCAAUGAAUAUAAACGUUUCCGUGAAGUGGCUGAUAAGUAUAAGAAGACAGAAAACUUGACAAUCAGGGACAAGAUCAAUCGGCUGAGUGGCCACAGCAUUGCCAAAAAGACAGCUCGGUUCAGCCAGUACAUAAAGCACGAGACAGGAAUGGUGCCAAAGCUGAAGGAUGAAGAAUUUGAUGCCCUUGCCGGCUUCUUCUUUGUACUGGAAAAGGGCAUCUCAGAACUCCAUGAUAACAUGGUGGCCUACCUUCACCAUCUACAGAGGUUCCUCAGCUGCAGACCAGAGGAAGCGGAUCUUGAUCUGGAAGGCGAGAAAGCCGCCUUGUUCUCAAAAGAAAUUACAGUGGCACUCAGACAGUGGAUAUACCCUACAUAUGAGGAGCGUUUGAAGACUCUAGUCCUCAAGCCAUUGAGCUCGCUGCGGGAGCUGAUGGCAGGGCCGCGCAACCUUAUUCGUAAGCGUCAAGACAAGCUGCUCGAUUACGAGCCGAUCGAGGAGAAGAGCAGCCUGACCUAUGAGGAACAGGCCAUAGCCAACACCUACAAGACCAUAAACACUCUGCUGUUGACCGAGCUGCCUCAGUUCAACGGGAAAGCCCUGCAGAUCCUGUGGGCCACACUGGAGGCCUUCAGCUGCCUGCAGAGGGACAUGGCCGUUGAUAUGGAGCAGUUAGCCACUAGCUUUACCCAUCAGCUCUCACACAGUUAUCUGGAGGAUGGAGAGUUUUGGAAGUGGGCAGAGAUCUCGGUGCUGGAUGGUUCGAGAAGGAUGGAGAAUCUGUGUCAGAGUUUUCAAGAGGACCUCAAUGCUCCCAUUGUGCAGGCACUCAGUCCUGUUUCUGAAAGGCGUUUGACAACUCUGACACUCAAGCACGGCUCAGAGAAGAUCUACCAGCUGACAGGCCCUGUGGUGGGCACACGUGAUCUUGACCUGACCCUCAACAAGGGAGAGCUUGUAGCAGUCGUCAGCCAGAUGGACACGCGUGGAGACCGCAGACGUUGGCUGGUUGAUGGGGGAGGACCGAGGGGAUAUGUGCCGGCCUCAAAGCUGACCCGAUACCACCAAAUGACUAUUGACCCCCCAUCUCCUCAUCUGAACGUCACACCCACUGGUCCAGGACCCCGAAGACACUCGUACUCACCUGGAGAGCAGCCGCUGGUCAUUACCCCAACCACGCCCUGUUUUCAGGUGUAUGCAGGCUACGGCUUCACGGCGAGGAGCGGCCAUGAGCUUUCUCUAAAGGCGGGUGAGCCAGUGCAGGUGGUUGAACCUCACGAUAAGCGUGGUAACAAGGAGUGGAGUCUAGUGGAGGUGCAAGGCCAAAGGGGCUACGUCCCGUCCAACUACCUUGCCGUCCUGCCCGCCCUAAUCGCAUCGCCCACUUUCCCAUAUCGCUAGCACUGGAAAAUACCCAUAAUGAAACCUGCCCGGCUGCUGAUACAGAGUGUUUUAUCCAGCAUCCAAACAAACAUGGGCUGUGAGAAGCACUGAAGGGCUCUUCAUGUGUGAGGGGGCGGAUGGCUGCUGUUUGGUGCUUUAUUCCAAUGAUGUUUGAACUGGAUUGGUGCUCUGGCAUCGCUGUGGAGCGCUCGCCCGUACACUUGAACUUAGCUUUGCCUGGGGAUGUUAACAGAAGAGAUAAUUUUAGCCAAUGAGACACAAGCUGUGUCUUGGAUUGCACAUGGAUUGCAUCUAAGGAACAUGCGGUUACCUGUGAUUACAGAAAUCCAUUAAAGCGCAUCCUUUAAAGCACCCAGAUCCACAACUCGGCUGUAAACGUGGAAAGUACAGCUUCUUUGGGACUAGUAUUAGCCAAGAUGGACGUCAAACUCAGAGUGUAUUCAACUGCUAAGCUACAAAAAUUGGACGUGGAUAUCAUGAGUUAAACCACACUGGACUUAUUUCAGAUUUUAUGCUUUUAAUCUUGGAAACUUUGUAUCUUCAGUGUCGAUUGUACAGAGGCGCAACAGUGUGACUGUAUGAAUGUCAUUUCAUUAGAUAUCAAAAUAUGAAACCAAGCAGAAUUCAUUUUAAGGAAGCAUAUGUUUUCUGACAUUUAUACAUUAAGGUGGGGCCGCUGUUUAUUGACUUUAAAAACACUAUAAUUGUGUAAAAUUAAGUUAUUCUUAACCAACAAGUAGAUUCACCUCAGACUACUGCAUUGUUCUUGUGUUGGUGAUCUCAUAACCUCCAUGAUGAACAUUUUGACCUAUAUGCAAAGAUCUGAUGCUGCAGCUUGCCUGCAGUUGCAUAUGCUGUCCACCAGAGGCGCCAGAGUAUCAUCUGUGAAGACUGUUACCUUAUUCAGUGUUGUUAAUCCUUCCAAACAGAAUCAUAUAUUAUUCAUCUGAUCCUCACAAUCGCCUUACCAGGAAUCUAGCGGGGAACGGUUUACCUCACAUGCCUGCUGUUCUCCCAAUAUCCCACUGCAUCUUCUGUAUUAUGUAUAUAAACCUAUUUAUUUUUAUUUAUGUCACAAUCUUCAUAAAAUUGUUUCAUUCUUAA
This is a messenger RNA of Triplophysa dalaica, 5297 nucleotides long. It is a transcript of the gene arhgef37, whose product is annotated as Rho guanine nucleotide exchange factor (GEF) 37. NCBI's taxonomy places the organism in Eukaryota, Metazoa, Chordata, Actinopteri, Cypriniformes, Nemacheilidae. Gene Ontology annotation, molecular function: protein binding; guanyl-nucleotide exchange factor activity. The transcript has 12 exons. Gene Ontology annotation, cellular component: cytoplasm. The record is from RefSeq and is a predicted model, not a curated record. The coding region runs from base 2364 to 4190 and encodes 608 amino acids.